Ruditapes philippinarum (Manila clam) is the source of this 1642-nucleotide messenger RNA. RefSeq names its product cryptochrome-1-like. Bases 265 to 1626 code for a protein of 453 amino acids. The transcript is spliced from 10 exons. Gene Ontology annotation, biological process: entrainment of circadian clock by photoperiod; circadian regulation of gene expression. Gene Ontology annotation, molecular function: FAD binding; DNA binding. The record is from RefSeq and is a predicted model, not a curated record. Gene Ontology annotation, cellular component: nucleus; cytoplasm. Lineage: Eukaryota; Metazoa; Mollusca; Bivalvia; Venerida; Veneridae.
GGUUAUUUACUUCCGGUGAAAAGUGUUGUUUUUUAAAAGAAAAAAAUCAAUAUUUACGUGAAAAUGUGGCUCUAAUCAAAACGUUUGAGUCAUGAGUAUUGUUGAAUAAAGUUUUCUUCAACGAAAUUAUCCGAUCUAAAGUCUGCAAAUAUCGCAUAUGUAUGAAAAAGGCCGCCAGGUCAUUUACCUGAGAAAUCUUAAAUAAAAAUUUAUGCUGUAAAUUAUACGUAAUCUGGAUCUAUUACCAGGAAAUCAACAAAUGAAAUGGGGGAAUCAUCAAAAAGCAUGCCGCCAGCAAGUUCCACAGUUGAAAGCAGUGGCCGUCCAGCAUCAAUACACUGGUUCCGGCAUGGCCUUAGACUUCAUGACAAUCCAGCUUUGAUUGAAGCUCUAGAAUUUGGGGGAGAUUUCUACCCAAUCUUCAUAUUUGAUGGCGAAGUUGCUGGGACAAAGACAGCUGCUUACAACAGGAUGAGAUUUUUGAUAGAAAGUCUCGAGGAUUUAGAUGAGAGUUUGAAAAAACAUGGUGGACGUUUGUACAUAUUCCAUGGAGAUCCUAUCAAAAUUUUGUCUAAACUUUUCAAAGAGUGGUCAGUGGGAAAACUGACAUUUGAGCAGGACCCUGAGCCAGUCUGGACAUCAAGAGACAAUGCGGUGAAGAAGUUGUGUGAAGACUCUGAUGUUGACUGUGUAGAGAAAAUUUCCCACACACUCUGGGACCCUAAAGCUAUCAUUGAGAACAAUGGUGGAUGUCCUCCCCUGACUUACAUGCUGUUCAAUCAAGUGGCCAAGAUGGUCGGGGAUCCGCCCCGGACCUGUGCUGAUCCAGACUUCACCAAGGUCACCAUGCCAAUGAGUGACAAUCAUAAUGAUAAAUUUGGUAUACCAUCGCUGGAGAAACUAGGAGUAAUGCCAGAGUGUGUGGAGCAAAAUGACAGGAUAAACAAUUGGAAAGGAGGCGAGACUCAAGCGCUGAGGCUGUUUGAGCACAGAUUAAAAGUGGAGGAAAUGGCGUUUAGUUGUGGCAGCGUAAUGCCCAACCAGAGUUAUCCCGAUCUUUUAGGCCCUCCACUCAGUAUGAGCGCUCACCUGAGGUUUGGCUGCCUGUCCAUUCGUAAACUGUACUGGGCCCUCAGAGAUGCCUUUACAAAAAUCAACGCUGAUAGACCUUUCACAGUGUCAGUGGUAGGUCAAGUGAUGUGGCGGGAAUAUUUCUACACGAUGUCCGUCAACAACAUUAAUUAUAACAAAAUGGCAGACAACCCUAUAUGUCUGAAUAUCCCAUGGUACAAAGAUGAAGAAAAACUCAAGAAAUGGGAAGAUGGUGAGACAGGGUAUCCUUGGAUUGAUGCCAUCAUGAAACAACUGAAGCAUGAAGGAUGGAUUCAUCAUGUGGCAAGACACGCUGUGUCAACAUUCCUCACAAGAGGUGAUCUCUGGAUAAGUUGGGAAGAUGGACUGAAGGUGUUUGACAAGUACCUUCUUGAUGCUGAUUGGUCAGUUUGCUCUGGUAACUGGAUGUGGAUGUCAAGCUCCGCCUUCGAGAAAGUGCUUAGCUGUCCUAAAUGCUUUUGUCCUGUGAGAUAUGGCCGAAAGAUGGAUCCCAACGGGGAAUACAUUAAGUAAGUGAUCUAAGUAGAUU